AUGGCGGGGUUGGAGGAGUCACACAGGUUACCGAAACGGAAAAGGACUAGGAUGACGAUCUGUACUUAUAACGCACGUACGCUUGCAUCGGAAGCGGCCAUCAAAGAUCUGAUGAUGCAAGCCAAUAAGAUCAAGUACGACAUCAUCCGACUGACCGGGACGAGACGACGUCACCCUCUCAACGCCGUUUAUGAAGCUGGAGAAGAACUGUUCUUGGGAGCAUGCGACACUAGAGGUGUUGGUGGAGUUGGCGUCCUCGUCAACACGACUCUUCAUUAUCGAAAUAACAUAACGGAAUGGGAAUAG
Molecule: messenger RNA, 306 nt
Organism: Necator americanus (New World hookworm)
Lineage: Eukaryota; Metazoa; Nematoda; Chromadorea; Rhabditida; Ancylostomatidae
Exons: 2
Coding region: 1-306 (101 amino acids)
Source: RefSeq, a predicted model, not a curated record